This is a messenger RNA of Trypanosoma theileri, 735 nucleotides long. RefSeq lists its product as uncharacterized. The coding region runs from base 1 to 735 and encodes 244 amino acids. The record is from RefSeq and is a predicted model, not a curated record. The transcript has a single exon. Lineage: Eukaryota; Euglenozoa; Kinetoplastea; Trypanosomatida; Trypanosomatidae.
AUGGAGGGUUCGCAGGUGAAGGAACUCAUACAGACGUGGCGCGGCCUGAGCAGUGCACUCAAAGAGAAGAACGCGGAGCUCGAGAAAACACGUGCCGCCCUGCACGAAAUGGAGGCAGAGCACGCAAAGACCGUUCGAGAUUGGGAUCUUGAGAAGGCGAAUAUUCAAAACACAAUUUCGUUGGUAUGGACACAGGUGUCAAGUAAGAAGGAGGAACUCGCCCGCAUAGAGGAGGAGACACUGGAACUUCAGCGAAAGGUGGAUGAGCGCCGUUUACGCAAUGAGGAACACUGGAGGGUUUUAAACAAACGUAAACAAGUGGUUAAAUCCCAACUGCAGGAAAUGGAAGAAAAAGAUAAGGAUGCUAGAGAACGGUUGCGUGAAUUCCGAGAAUUGCGAGAGGAAAGCAAGCAGCAACUUCUUUCUACCAUUCAAAAACUUGAGGGUAUUGCGCAGCAGGAGCAGAUGGACCACCAACAGAAGACACGGCAAUUACGCAGUAGGAUUGCUGAUAUGGUGGCAGCAACGGAGUCUGAGAAGAAAUCAUGGGCCCUUGAAGUCGCAAUGCGUGAAUGGAAGCAGAAGAGCGAUGCACGCAAAUGGUUGUCGGAAGAAGCUGCUGCUGCAGAGAAGGAACAAGGGACGUGGGCAGAGAUUGUCAGGGAGGCCAACAAUCUUAGCUGUGAAGACCAUCUCAAAGAGUUGGACGUACUUCGCGCUCUCAUCUCCUGUUAG